UGUGUGUGUGUGUGUGUGUGUGUGUGUGUGUGUGUGUGUGUGUGUGUGUGUGUGUGUGUGGGCCGGUAUGUGUCCUGGUACAUUCCUAUCCAUGGGAGCUGUAGAGAUGAAUGCCAAAGGGGUGAUUCUGAAGGCCUUUGAGCAGUACAGACUGAAGACAUGCAUUGACUUCACACCAUGGAGAGGGGAGGAGAACUACAUCUCUGUGUUCAAGGGCAGCGGUUGCUUCUCCUCUGUGGGGAACCGCAGUGAGGGGAAGCAGAGGCUGUCCAUUGGUGGCAAUUGCGACUUCCUGGGCACCUUAGAGCAGGAGUUCCUGCACCUGCUGAGCUUCUGGCACAAGCAGUCACUCAGAGGAUAGAGGGAUAGUGUUUGCUCUCUCGCUCUGGCUAGUUUGAUCUGAGCCAUGGUUUCCGGAAGUCUAAUCCUGGUGGUUGCGCUGACCUGGUACCGAACGGUGGCCAAACUAUCUGGAGAAACAGAAAUUGAUGUGGAUGAGGGCCAGGACUGGGAUAUCUUUGAUGUCAAUAAGGGACUUGACUUGCUGGAGGGUGAUAUUGAAAGUGUUGAGUUGGCCAACAGAAACUCCAUCGUCGGAGAUCAGUACCGUUGGCCGAAAACGAUUCCUUACUAUAUAGAAGAAAGCUUGGAGAUGAAUGCCAAAGGGGUGAUUCUGAAGGCCUUUGAGCAGUACAGACUGAAGACAUGCAUUGACUUCACACCAUGGAGAGGGGAGGAGAACUACAUCUCUGUGUUCAAGGGCAGCGGUUGCUUCUCCUCUGUGGGGAAACGCCGCGUGGGGAAGCAGAGGCUGUCCAUCGGCAGGUACUGCGACCACCUGGGCACCGUGGAGCACGAGUUCCUGCACGCGCUGGGCUUCUGGCACGAGCAGUCCCGGGCGGACCGCGACGACUACGUCAACAUCGUGUUGGAUCAGAUUAGGCCGGGCAAGGCUCACAACUUCAACAAGUACGACGACAAGGUGUCCAGCUCCCUAGGCGUGCCCUAUGACUACGGCUCGGUGAUGCACUACAGCAAGAGAGCGUUCAGCAUCGCCUCGGAGCCGACCAUCGUCACCAAGAUCCCAGAGUUCAUGGACGUGAUCGGCCAACGGAUAGAGAUCAGCGACAGCGACCUCCUCAAGCUGAACCGCCUCUACAACUGCACCACCUCUUCCACCUUUGUGGAGAGCUGCGACUUUGAGGAGCUGAACAUCUGUGGGAUGAUCCAGGGUCCGAACAACAAGUGGGAACAGCGUAUGGCUGUGAGUGCAGGACCUCAAACAGACUUCACCUCACUGGGACAAUGCAAAGGAAAGGGCUGUUUCAUGCAUUUCAGCACUGCACGUGGGGGCGCUGGGGACAGUGGGUUUCUUGAGAGCCGGUUCCUGUAUCCUAAACCUGGGGUCCAGUGCCUGCAGUUCUUCCUCUACAGCAGCGGGGGCGCUAGCGAUUCCCUCAAGAUGUGGGUGCGGGAGUAUGACGAACUCAACCCUCAAGGGCGAAUGACGCUUUUUGAGACCAUAACAGGUUCAAGCGGAUCUUGGGAGCUGCAUCACGUGACUCUCAACAUCACCAAAAAGUCCAGAGUGGUGUUCGAGGGGGUGAAGGGAGACGCCUCUGCCACGUUGGGGGGUCUCUCGCUCGAUGACGUUAACAUCUGGUCCGGCCAAUGCCCCCAGCAUGUGUGGAAAAUACGCAACAUCACCAGUCUUCUGGCAACCACCCCAGUAGGCACCAAGGUGUACAGUCCCUCUUUCCUGUCACCGACUGGCUAUUCUUUCCAGGUAGGUUCGUACCUCAAUGGACUCAGCACCCGUCCUGACACCAUGGCGCUCUACCUGUACCUGACCUCCGGCCCCAACGACGACAGCCUGAAGUGGCCUUGUCCCUGGCACCAGGCCACCAUGUCUCUGAUGGACCAGCAGUCGGACGUCAGGACCCGGAUGAACAUGCAGCGCAUGGUCACCACUGAUCCAAACGAGAUGGACGGUCUCGAGUUCUUCUGGGACCGGCCCAGUAAGGUGGGGUCCCUGGUGAGCGGCCCUGAUGGGAGCUACUACCGCGGCCCUGGCUUUGGGACGAGCAGCUUCCUCACCCACAGCCGACUGCACAGCAGGAAGUACAUUAAAGGAGACGACGCCUACUUCCUCCUGAGUCUGCAAGAUAUUUCUCAGUUGCUGCCCCCUCAGCCCCUGCCCCCCACUGCACUCCGCCACAUGGCCCCAGACGUACCCCCGGGGGCCAACAAAGGCCAAAAUACCCUAGUGAUGGUGCUCACGCUGACGGUGUCAGCGUCGCUGCUGUUGGUUGCCUUGGUUACCAGCAUCUACGUGCAGAGGAGAAAGAGGACACAGCAGACUGACACAGUGGCCAUCUUAGAGGCUAUGCCUGGAUUUAUGGAAAAGAAGGCCUGAAGGAUUCACCUCCCGUCUCUUUGAUCAACCAGCCGUGGGACACCCACAAGACUGCCCACUGAAUUACUAUGCAUGAAAGAAUAAAAUGUCUACAAAUCACAAUUAAAUCCGGCUGAAUAAAGCCAUCGUAGCUGUGGGUUAAUAAUUGUACCCUAUCCAUCACCCACAACAUGAUUUUGUUAAAGCAAGACCUGAAAGAUGAAAGUAUAACAUAAUUCGUGUUGCCUUCAUUCCACUAGUCGCUUACUUAUUUGAUAUAAUCUACUAUAUAACUAUAUCUAUACAAUAUAAUCUUGUGGCACAAGAUUAUAUUUGUGCCACACUAUUGCAAUGCUGAAAUCGCUCAAUUUAAAUGAAUAAAAAAAAAUGCUUCAAUAGAAACACUCCAGUCUCCCUGCUCAACUAAUUUAUUUUCGUUAAUCAAAAAUCCAACAAUUACAAUUUU
Molecule: messenger RNA, 2861 nt
Organism: Gadus macrocephalus (Pacific cod)
Lineage: Eukaryota; Metazoa; Chordata; Actinopteri; Gadiformes; Gadidae
Product: meprin A subunit beta-like
Exons: 16
Coding region: 407-2416 (669 amino acids)
Biological process (GO): proteolysis
Cellular component (GO): membrane
Molecular function (GO): metalloendopeptidase activity; zinc ion binding; protein binding
Source: RefSeq, a predicted model, not a curated record